Homarus americanus (American lobster) is the source of this 3084-nucleotide messenger RNA. Its product is annotated as mucin-17-like. Lineage: Eukaryota; Metazoa; Arthropoda; Malacostraca; Decapoda; Nephropidae. The transcript is spliced from 5 exons. Bases 1 to 3084 code for a protein of 1027 amino acids. The record is from RefSeq and is a predicted model, not a curated record.
AUGCAAAAAGAAAAUAUGGCAACUGUUAAGCUGGUCAAGCAGUGGUGGUUGGGAUUCAGUCCAACAGUACCAAUCCUCAACUCAGCCCCCAGUCCAACAGUACCAAUCCUCAACUCAGCCCCCAGUUCAACAGUACCAAUCCUCAACUCAGCCCCCAGUUCAACAGUACCAAUCCUCAACUCAGCCCCCAGUUCAACAGUACCAAUCCUCAACUCAGCCCCCAGUUCAACAGUACCAACCCUCAACUCAGUCCCCAGUUCAACAGUACCAGUCCUCAAAUCAACCCCCUAUCGAGAGGUCAUCCGUCUCCACAAAUCACAAAGUCACAACAGCCUGCAUAUAGACCCACUCAUCAGUCUACCAACCCCCAUCAUCUUCCAUAUAGGCCCACUCAUCAGUCUACCAGCCCCCAUCAGCCCACUCAACAGGCCAACUGGUGGCAACAUCGGUACUACCCAGCUCAAGCCUCUGACAGAAGAUACCAAUCCACAGCAGCCUGGCCUUCUUAUUACCAGCACAGCUCAUAGCUUCAGCACAUUAGAUGCUUCAGAUAUAAGCAAGUUGGACAAGUUGAAAUCUGUCAUUAGCACAACAGAUUCUUCACAUAUGGGUGACACACACAACUUGAAGCCUGAUAUCAACACAACUAAUGCUCAAACUAUGGGUGAUAAAGACAAAUUGAAAGCAGAUAUCAAUAUUUACUCUUCAUCAGUUAUGCCCUCUGUUGAAAUGGACAGUAUGAUGAAUACUGCUGGCAAAAUUCCCUCAAACUGGCCAUUCACAAUGAAGCCGGUUCAGGUCAUUUUAAAAACUCAAACGUAUGCAGAUAUCUCGUCACCAAAGCCCUCACUUCAUAAUGACACAAAGGAAUCAUCUGAUCAUAUGACUGAAAACACGAGAAAACUUUUUGUGGAGAAGAACGUGAAUGAAUCAUCAGAUCUUGUGAGUGUAAACAUUUCCCUUGGUAGUUCACCGGUCUGCUGCGAAGACAAUCUCCAAAAACAUGCUCCCAAUGAAGGAUUUCAUAUUGUAACUGAAAAAGUUACAACUUCUGAAUUACCUUUAUCACUUCCUGAAGACAAUGGAACUAAUAGUGCUGAUAAUUCACCACAGUACAAUCAGGAAAUGUUCUUAUCUCAUGAAAAUACUACAAAAACUCUCUACCCAUCUGAAAAGAUUGACACUCUGUUACCUUCAAGUGAUACAGAAACAGAUUUUUUAUCUACUGGGAAAGAUAAUGCAACAUCUCCAGAUUCAUCUUUUGUACUACAUGGUGAAGGUAACAUUCCUCUAUUAACCAAAGUAUCUCACACCAAUUCAUCACCUAAGAUCAAUAAAUCAGUAACUCUACAAUUUAGAGAGAGUGAUACAGUGCUUCCUACACAUAAUGAUACUUUAUCACCUGAGAAUGAUACGACAUCCAUUCCACUUUUACAAGGGAAUGAUCCUCCACAACCAAGUGAUAAUACUGCCCCAUUACCUGUGGAAGAAACUGCACCGACUUCACUCGUACAGAAUAAGAAUGAACCUCUCCAACCAAGUGAGACAGUUAAUGUGUCAACUAAACAUGUAAAAUUGGUCAAAGUUAUUUCAAGGUCACAAAUAGAAAUGGACCACAACAAAUCUCAAUCUUCUCAUCGAGUACCUGUAAAAAUUUCUUCUCCACAUCAGUGGGAAGAAGGUAGGAAAGGAAUACCAAUGCAAAUAACUAACCAACCCUAUAGAGUUAAUGGUCAUCCUAAUCAUCCACUGCAGGACCGCAUCAAACCUCAAAGAUUGCUUGUGCCAUGGCCUACACCUCCUCGACGCUCCUUCCGACCAGGAUAUAUUAAGAAUCAGCAUCUAAAUGUUCCACCUCCUCCAAAAAUGCUGUCCACACAUAAUAACAGUUCUGAAGGUAUCCUUCCUCAGUUCAACCCAACAAGUGGCUUGCAAUUCAAAUUGUCUAAGCUUAAAGAAACAAAAUCUGAACCCAACAUAAAAGAUGUUUUACCCCAGUUUAGCCCAACCAGUGGCAAGGUAUUCACUUUAACACAGUCUGCUAAUGAUUCAAGCAAAAUAAACAAUGAUAUUAGUGAAGCUGCUACACCGAAUUCACAACCUGACUCUGUUCAUAUGGUUAAUGGUCCCUCUCUGGGUAAUCAUUUGCAUAAUAAAACAAAAAACCCUGAGGUCACUACAAAAGCAAUUAUGAUCCACAACAAAGAGUCUGUAAGGCUGCCGCUAGGAUAUGAUGAAAAUGAAUUCAAUUCUUCUUUAAGUCACAAAGCAAAUGACUACAUGAUAAGGUCUGAUGACACAGAUGAUUACCAGGUGUCAUUUGGCACUAAAGAGCAAGUAACCACUUCAGUGAGCCAUAGGAAUAACUUUAAUAAUGUCACUAAUUCUACAUCAGAUACUGAUGCAACAGCUUCACCUAAUAUAUAUAAUGAACCUUUAACACCACCAACUGGAUUAACAUCAACUCAAAGUGCGACAUAUAAACCUGCUGAGGUAGCAGAUGAAAUCACAAAGACUUCUGCUUCUAUUACCAUUGAAGAUAAUCCUACAGUGAUAAUUAAUGGGAAUUUCUCCUUUACUAACACAAAACCAAUAGUAAAGUCUGUAAGACAAAGGGAAGAGAAUCAGUCAGUUGUUUUAGAAAAAAAAGAUGAUAAUUAUGAUAGCCAGAUUCUUCCUCUAAGAGAAAUAGAGCCAUCGAAGGUAGUGAGCUUCGACAGCACAAUUAUUGAGGAAGAGAUAGAGCCUGAUAACCUAUCAAAAAUUCAAACAGAUUCUCAAAAUUUUGAAGAGUUGAAAGAAAACACAAGUGUCCACUCUUUAGUGGCAUUGUUCCAGAACACUGUACCCUCAAAAAUAAGAGCCUCUUCUAAUGAAAGAAACGACAGUGUUCUAAAGAUCACCUCUAUACAAGAUUCCCUACAAGUACCAAUAAUGACUCAAAGUACUCCUCCAAGCCAACUAACAAAGGAAUUCCAUCAGGAUCAACAAACAGCAUUCAAAAGGUAUUUCUUUGUCAUCAAGACCACAGGAAUAUUCUCAAUCUGCAAGACCACAAAGUGUGUUACAACUAUCUACACCUAA